Folsomia candida is the source of this 2240-nucleotide messenger RNA. It is a transcript of the gene Hcs, whose product is annotated as biotin--protein ligase. Gene Ontology annotation, molecular function: biotin--[biotin carboxyl-carrier protein] ligase activity. Bases 125 to 1921 code for a protein of 598 amino acids. The record is from RefSeq and is a predicted model, not a curated record. Gene Ontology annotation, cellular component: cytoplasm. The transcript is spliced from 9 exons. NCBI's taxonomy places the organism in Eukaryota, Metazoa, Arthropoda, Collembola, Entomobryomorpha, Isotomidae. Gene Ontology annotation, biological process: protein modification process.
AGUAGCUAAAUCUAGUCUGACUCCAUCAACAGCAACACCCCCGAAACAGUUGACGCUUCCAACAACUGCAAGUGGAUCGUCGUCAUCGUUGGCGUGGUCGUCGUCACCUCGAAGGUCCAACAUAAUGCCGGGGAGGAGUCCUCCGGGAAAACGGGUUGGGAAACCGCCCAACAUUCUCAUACUUUGCGACGACUCUGAGAAACGGGAAGAGAUUGGGAAAAUACUCAAGGGGAUGCUGCCCAAUGACAGGUACGCCAUUUAUGACAUUCGCUGGGACCAGCUCGCUGUGGGAGGUUGGUCUGAGCAAACGGCUCUCCUCGUCCUCUCGGGUCACAUUCCUCUCGACAUUGAUUCUCCCUCUCCGUCGGGAACGUCACUCCUCCUCCAGUUCCUGGGGGAUGGAGGUCGUCUCUUGGCGUGGGCCUGUGAUUCUGCCCCCUUCGGCCCAAAUAACUCUGUUGGGACCACAAACUCCAGUACAAAUAAUAACAAGCACAUCUUGGAGUACGGGGUAGGGCCCAGCUCCUCCACGAAAGUGACGCCACGACCCCUGCCACUCACAAGGUCACUCUGGCCCCACAAUUUCCCCAAGAUUGUGGAGACAUCGGACUCUGAAGGAUACUCACGCCCACUGACUGCCUCCGUCUAUGCCAAACUGAGGGAUGCGAGCGGUGUAGGGGCUGUCCUCAAUUUGGACGGGGGUGCAUUGGGAGGAAAAGCCGUGUUGUCUCAGAUUGAAUUUGAGAAAUGUUCGGACGAGGAAGGUGCCCUCAGCCUCUUAUCAACAUUGCUGAAUAAUUUAGGCCUCGAUUGUUCCCGAUCCAAGGACCCCGAGUACACUUUUGGCUAUCUGCUUGGUGAUCACAAGAAAGUUCAAGACUUCCUUUCUGCCGUUCCUCCCACUCUGAAGCAAUCCGAACUGACGCUGGAAUUCACUCCUCGUGGAGGAAAAGGAUCCCAGCCGAGUCACACGCUCUUUCCAAUCCAUACUUUGGAAUGUCCAACAAACUUUUCUACACUGGAUUAUUACGAGAAUUUGGAAACCAAGGACCUCGGUCGUCUCAUAGUUUAUACUGACACGCUCACCUCAACGACUCACGUUUUUGGUGGCCCAUCAAUUCAGCAUGGACUUGUCGUCAUUGCGAGAAGGCAGACGCGUGGAAGAGGUCGUGGUCAGAACGUGUGGCUAAGUCCGGAGGGGUGUGCCAUGUUCUCACUCCAGCUGGUCAUCAGUAUGGAUUCAGCUCUAGGACGCAGGCUAUCCCUGGCUCAGCAUCUCGCCGCCUUGUCCGUCAUCCUGGCCGUGCCCAACCAUAAAGAGAUCGAUCUUCGUGUCAAAUGGCCAAAUGAUAUUUAUAUAGGUGAGCAAAAAGUUGGGGGAGUCCUCGUCGAUUCGAGACUGGAGGGGAAACGGGCCGUGGUCAACAUGGGGAUUGGAGUGAAUGUGAGCAACGCCUAUCCAACCGUGUGCCUCAAUUCGGCCCUCUUUCCUGACUUCCGGCCUGUGAAUAGUGGUGACGUCACGAAAUCAAAGAGUACAAAGGAGACAGUCAAGAAGAAUAAGGCGCACUGGACGACGGAGAAACUCGUGGCACGAACUCUCACGGAAAUUGAAAAACUUAUCGAAUCUCUGGAAAAACACGAGGGGCUGGAGGACUUUCUUCAACUCUACGAAGACAACUGGAUCCACCACUCCUCCCAAAAUACGCUGCCUCCAGAAGAGAAUGACGUGGAGACGGAUUUGUCUCUCGUGUCGGUUGAAAUCUCUCCAGGAGCUUUCACUCUUUGUCGGAUUGCUGGGAUUGAUGAGUACGGAUUCCUCCGCGUGAUUGACUCCAACUCCGGAAGCAUGUUUUCUGUUCGACCGGAUGGAAAUUCCUUUGAUAUUGCAAAUCGACUCAUAGCACUCAAGCCAGACUAACACUCCACCACCACCUUCUUUUUCUAUACAUGAUAACGCUAUACAAUAAUUUCUACGCAUGAAGGAAGAUGUGAUACUGAUGAAACUUUGAUGACGGUGCUGCACGAAUUUUCGAUUUCCAAAAAAAAUACAAAAUGUAGUUUUUCAUUAGCUGAGUAGACGACUGUGAGCAACCAACACUGCUUUAAAUCAUGAACAAGGUGCACAAAAACAAAACAUUAGUCUGAUCAUGUAUGUAGUUGAAGAUUGGAAAUGUUUAUAGUAUUUGUUAUAAAAUGUUUACAUACGUUAUAAAUAUUCACAUUGAUUGCUUAUCUAA